Tinamus guttatus (white-throated tinamou) is the source of this 1474-nucleotide messenger RNA. NCBI's taxonomy places the organism in Eukaryota, Metazoa, Chordata, Aves, Tinamiformes, Tinamidae. The record is from RefSeq and is a predicted model, not a curated record.
UCUCAAGCAUACAUAGAUCAUCUGGAUGGAUCGUACUCUCUUGCUGCAUUGCCCUAUAGUCAGAUGUCUGAACUCCUGAACAGAGCUGAGGAGAGAGUGUUGGUCAGACCACACGAACCACCACCACCACCUCCAAUGCAUGGGGCAGGCGAAGGGAAACCGGUACCUCCCUGUGUUAGCCCGGGCGUGCUGCACCCGGCCCCGCCGCCCGUCGCCCCUCCGCUCGCGCAGCCCUCGCCCCCCGUCACCAGGGCUGCCCCGGUGUGCGAAGCUGGACCAGUUCACCCAGGCCCUCAAGGGGAAGCGCAGGGGCUGCCACCGCCGCCGCCGCCUCCUCCCCUGCCUCCCCCUGGCUUUCUGCCCUCCUCCCCUGUCACGGUCGCAGCCCUUUCUCACCCUCCACCCGUCUUGCACCCUCCUCCCACAGCUGUUGUCCCUGGCCCUCACACCCCACUAAUGCCUCCGUCCCCACCGUCCCAAGUGGUCCCUGCUCCUGAACCCAAGCGCCACCCCUCAACUCUCCCCGUCAUCAGCGAUGCGAGGAGCGUUCUGCUGGAAGCCAUACGGAAAGGUAUCCAGCUACGCAAAGUCGAAGAGCAGCGUGAACAAGAAGCUAAACAUGAGCGCAUUGAGAAUGAUGUUGCUACUAUCCUUUCUCGCCGCAUUGCUGUGGAAUACAGUGAUUCAGAAGAUGACUCAGAAUUUGAUGAAGUGGAUUGGUUAGAGUAAAACUAUUACAUUGCUGUACACUGCAAAAUCGAAUGCUAAUGUCCAUUGUGGUGCUUGUUCUUUGAAGGUUUGAUGGUCAUUUCUAGUGUUUUUUGUAUUCUUUUCUUUACAUAAUUAAUCCAUGUUUUUCUACUUUUCAGUUUACAGAAAAACUCCUAGUGCAUCUUUGAAACUAAAUGUUUUACAGUGGCUUUUCUUACACAUCUUUUUGAAAGAACAUACUUUGUUCCAAUAGACCACUAAGUAUUAAGCAUGGGCAGCUGUUGGUAGAGUAGCAGUUUCAAUUUUUUGGCAUAUCUUAACUGUGCACUUUGUGAAUUUUAAGUUAAUGAAGGCAACUGAGAUUGACAUUCCAAGGGCAGCUGUAUGUACUAAUGAGCCUUAUUCCACUUUUGAUAAUGUUUUAAAAACAUUAAGCUAUCAAGAUAUCACUGCCUCGAUUACAUCUGUACACUAAAAGUACAUAUAGUUAGCAGCACUGAACACACUGAAAGGAAAAUGGAUCUUUGGGGGUUUUAUUAUUGUUUUAUUGUUGUUUUUAAAUAAUUAUGGCCUUAUUUGAAUGUUUAGAGAUUCCCUUUCCCCUUCCUCCUUCCCAGGUACAUAUUGUGUGGUACUAUUUUUGCCUGCAUAUUAAAGUUUAAUUUUUUUUUCCUUGUGAAAUCUUCUGACUUAAACAUGCUGUGUAACUUAUGUAACUGUUAAAAUAACAGUUUGAUUUAAUAAAUGGUUCAUUUUAAAUGUC